AUGACCGGAAAAGGCUCCGUCUUUCUGCUCGGUCCCGGCUUCAUCGGGCUUCAGAUUCUCGACGAGCUCCUUAAAGACGGCUACCCGGUGACGGUGCUGGUGCGGCGGGAGGAAGCAAGGGCGAAGCUCGAGAAGCUCGGCUGCAAGACGGUGCUCGGGUCGCUCGACGAUGGCGACGUCAUCCGUAAGGCCGCCGCCGCCGCCGACAUUGUCAUCCACACGGCGACCGCGGACCAUCUCCCAUCGGCACUGUCCAUCCUAGAUGGUGUGGACGAGCGCGCCAAGAGCGGAAAGAGCACCAUCUACAUCCACACCAGCGGGUGCAGUGCCAUCACCGACGGCGGGCACGGCGAGCGCAUGAGCGACAAGAUCUACGAAGACGACAAGCCCGAGACGAUUGACAGCAUUGCCGACAAUGCUCCCCACCGGUCCAUUGAUUUGGCGAUUCUCAAGCGUCGCCGCGAGCUCGGCACCAAGGCCAAGAUUUCGAUCGUGCUUCCACCCGUCAUCUACGGCGUGGGCAAGGACAACCGACUGUCAAUCCAGAUUCCGACCAUGGCCCGGUUCGCCCUCAAGCACGGCUUCGCUGGUUACGUCGAGGGAGGCAAUGCGGUGUGGGGAUACAUCCACGUGGCUGAUUUGGCCCGGGGAUACCUGGCCAUCGUGCACUACAUGGAGUCCGCACCGGCCGAGGAGGUGUUGGCGGAUCCAUACUUCUUCAUCGAGAACGGGGAGGAGUACUCGUGGAAGAGAGCCGCAGAGGAGAUCGGAAAGGCGCUCCACAAGGCGGGCAGACUCAGCGACCCAACGCCCCGGCAGAUCCCACCCGAGCUCUACAGCUAUGUUUUCGGCGAGUGGUCGGGCCCUGUCGUUGGCCGCAACGCAAGGAACCGCGCCAACAGACUUCGCGCCCUCGGCUGGAAGCCCCAAGAGAAGUCACCUUGGGACUCCCUGGCGUCGGAGGAACUGCCGAUCAUUAUGGCAGAGAAGACCGACUUCAACGGCUACUCAGCCCCAGUCGCUUCUUAA
Molecule: messenger RNA, 1029 nt
Organism: Capronia coronata CBS 617.96
Lineage: Eukaryota; Fungi; Ascomycota; Eurotiomycetes; Chaetothyriales; Herpotrichiellaceae
Exons: 1
Coding region: 1-1029 (342 amino acids)
Source: RefSeq, a predicted model, not a curated record